Molecule: messenger RNA, 156 nt
Organism: Geodia barretti
Lineage: Eukaryota; Metazoa; Porifera; Demospongiae; Tetractinellida; Geodiidae
Source: the annotation of a GenBank genome assembly
CAAGAAGGUGGGGAGAAGGACAGACCAACCAACCAUCCUGAAUACCUUGACUAUAGCUGGAGUGUGCAGUGUAUAAGAGUAGGGUGGCCUAAACUUUUUGUACUUUUAGAAAGAAGGUGGGGAGAAGGACAGACUAACCGACAUUCCUGAAUACCU